Lasiodiplodia theobromae is the source of this 2133-nucleotide messenger RNA. RefSeq names its product Chromosome segregation protein smc-like. The transcript has 2 exons. NCBI's taxonomy places the organism in Eukaryota, Fungi, Ascomycota, Dothideomycetes, Botryosphaeriales, Botryosphaeriaceae. The record is from RefSeq and is a predicted model, not a curated record. The coding region runs from base 1 to 2133 and encodes 710 amino acids.
AUGGAUCCGCAAACACUACCACAACAAUCGCCCGACGCAGCAGCAGCAGCAGUUGGCUCGCCGCUCGCCGCCCUCUCCCCCGAACGCCUCAACAACAUGCGCUCCCCACUAAUGCUUCCAACCACCACCACCGGCCGCGGCAGCCUGCCCUGCUCGCCCACCUCGUCCGCCUCCGACAACGGCAGCGGCAGCAACAACACCGACUACUACGGCAGCCUGCGGCUGGGCUCGCCGCCGAAGCUGCGUGCCAGCCACCACGGCCACGCGCGCAACUCGUCGUCAGACGUGCGCGCCGCCGUCGCCCGCUUCGAGCAGCUCGACCACCGCGAGCUGCAUCGCCGCGAUGAAGCGGCUGUGCGGCGCGCUGAGAUGGCGCGCGAGAUGGCGGAGCUGGAUGCCCGGCGGCUGCGCGACGAUAAGGACGGCUUCGAGAAGGAGGCACGCCGGAUCCGUGAGGAGGCGAGGAAGAUGAAGAAGGAGGCUGAGGAGAGCAGGGAGCGGGAGAGGAAGGUCGCGAAGAGGCUGGAGGUCGUCAUGGAGGAGCUGCACCGCGUGAAAGAGACCCACAGCCAUGCCCAGGGUCUGUACGAGAAGGAGAUCCGCAAAGCCCGCAAGGAAGCGUUCAAGUCGUCGUCCGCGUUGGUCAAGAUGCAGGAGGAGCUCAAGGCCACCCGCAACUCGCUCCGCAUCACCCAGUCCGGCCUCGAGUCGGAGAAGAUCAAGUGCGCCAAGCGCGAGCAGGAGGCUUUCCAGGCAGAGUACAAGCUGGUUGGCGUGCAGGAAGAGCUGUCCAAGGCCAGGGAGCAGAUCAAGACUGUCGAGGAGGAGCGUGAUGCUCUGAAGACUAGCCUCAAGGAGGAAGAGGUUGCCAGGAUCGCCGCCGAGGGCCUGAUUGCUCUGCCUGCAUCGAGGCCCGGCGAAGAGGAUGAGUUUGAUUCGCCCAAGAAGACGCCGUCUAAGCUUAGGGUAUGCUCGGGUUCCGACAAGGAGAACUUCAUCCCGUCGAGUCCUUCCAAGAACGCCGAACUCAAGUCUCUCCAUGAGGAUCUGGCUGCCGAGCGUCGCCGCCGUGAGCGUGCCGAGGACACGGUCGAGUUCAUGAAGAUGGAGUGCCAGUUCCAGUGCUGCUCUUGCAGGAUGGCCGAGCUGAACGGCGACAACUAUAUCCACGACGACACUUUCGAAAAGGAGAUGGCCAAGAUCAGGACCAGCCUGCCCGCCUCCAUGACCCCUCCGAUCAGCGAUGGCGGCGAUGCCGACGUUGAUACUACUACCACGUCCAAGCGUUCGGUGCCCGCGAACGUGAGCCGGCCAGCGACGCCGCCUCACUCCGCCACCCUCUCGGACGAGCAACGUGAGUUGCUCUUUUCGCCGUCGACCGGCACUUUCCGCAGCGUCCCCUCGCCCGAAAAAGCGGCGGCUGAAGUAGAGGAGAAACAGCAGAUCGAAGAUGUUGAGAUGACCGACAUCGACGCACCACCCAUGGAGGUUGCUGCCCCGGCGGCACCAGCCUCUCUCCCCACACCAGUGGAGCCCGCCCCCAUGGAGAUAGAGCAGGCCGCCGCUUCCGCCCGAGCCUCCCAAGUCUCCCGGGCCUCCCAAGCCUCCCGAGCCUCCAGCCGCCCUCCUUCUCCACCUCGCACUCCUGGCCCUGAGCGCGGCCGAAGCAGCACCUCGCACGCGCACUACUACUACCGCCACGCGUCCAACGCAUCGUCAUCAUCCUACGCCGCCUCCACCUCCGCCGCCUCCGAGAGGCCUGCCCACAACAACAACACCAACAACUUCUUCCACCGCACCGUCACGACCACCACCACCAUCCCCAUGUGCUUCGACUCGCCCAAGCCCGCCUCCUCCUCCAACCAUCACCACUUCCACACCGUCUCCCGCUCCACCUUCACCCCGUCGUCCCGUCCGAGCGUGCACGACGCCUUCGCGACGCCGACGGCGGCUGAGAAGGCCACCUUGCACCGCACGCCAUCGUUCAAGGACCGUCCGUUUGACCGUGAGGUCGCGCUCGAGAAGAUCCAGGAGCGGAGGCGGCGCGCGCGGAGUGUGGCUGAGGGCAAGGCGACGCCGCGGAGGCCGAUGGUGGAUGCUUCGUCGAGGAGGGAGGUUUCGGCGCCGAUGUGA